Molecule: messenger RNA, 1392 nt
Organism: Fusarium oxysporum Fo47
Lineage: Eukaryota; Fungi; Ascomycota; Sordariomycetes; Hypocreales; Nectriaceae
Product: Zn(II)2Cys6 transcription factor
Exons: 5
Coding region: 1-1392 (463 amino acids)
Biological process (GO): regulation of DNA-templated transcription
Molecular function (GO): DNA-binding transcription factor activity, RNA polymerase II-specific; zinc ion binding
Source: RefSeq, a predicted model, not a curated record
AUGGGUUACUGCGGUAUACCGAGCAGAGCGUGUGAAAACUGCAGCACCAAGUGUGACGAAAAGCACCCACAGUGUGCGCGUUGUUUGAAUCUGGGCAAAAUCUGUUCUGGUUACAGAGAUCAAUCAAGCCUAUUGUUUCGAGACGAAACGUCCAAGACAAAAGACAAGAUCCGGCAGCGUAAGAUAUUGAAACAUGAUCGAGAAACCUAUUGUUUGAAGAAUGCGGAUUCGUCGGUUAUGGAGACGUCUUCUCCAAAUUACGGGGCUCCACAUCCUCCAUUGCUCCCCUCAAAGGAAGAGAUCGCAAUAUGUCACUUUUAUCACUCUACAGUCGAGAACCUAUCGAUCCAUGAUCCAACGCUUUCCCUCCAGGAGCAGCUACCGCGCCUCCAUGCUGAAUGUAGGCAGGAUUCGGCUUUGAACUUGGCAUUGGAGGCAGUGUCGCUUGUCGCUUCUGCGGAAAUCAUACCCCAUGCUACCCAGCUAGGCUUGAAUCGAUACCUCAAAGCCGUUCGAGCCCUGAAGGAAGCAAUACAGACUGAGCACCUAGGCUCAAAUCACCAGGCGUUGUAUGGUGUUCUACUCCUUUGUGGCUAUGAGACGAUGACUGGCCAUUCGUCUAUGCCUUCGGCAUGGGGGGCUCAUGUGGAUGGGGCUCUGGCUCUUUUGAAGCUUCGGGCAAAUCAUCUUGACUCUCCCUUCUCACGCAGUAUCUAUUUCUUUAUUCUGAAAAACGUGGUUAUGAGCCAGAUGCAAAUAUGCGAACCUGUCGAUGCGCUCUUCACUCAAGGGUAUUAUUCUUCAUGUCAGGACCCAGAGAUCCGCCUGCUUUCAAUAGCAGCUGAUAUACCACGACUUCAACACCAAAGUAUCAGUCUUACGCAACUCGGGACGACUGAGAUAGAAAGAAUAAUCCUCGAUGCUAAUGCGUUGGAAUUUCAACUUUCUACUUGGGCAAAAGGUCUCCCACCUGCUUGGUCCUACGUCACUGCACUGCAUAUCAACAGUGAUGCACGCUCAGAAUAUGCUCCGCGAAGCGUCCACAGAUAUGCUCACUUUUAUACGGCUCGCGUAUGGAACUUCUACCGUGUCUCGCACCUUAUCCUGCUUUCGAUUCGACUCCGCGCUUUCUCUGCUUUGCCAUCAUCAUUAGAUACCCAGCCGGGAAUGUACAAACUGGGAAGUUCUCUCUCGUAUGGCCCUUAUAUGUCGCCUGCAGCGCCUCGGAAGUACCCCAAGGACAGAAGGGUUGGAUACGCAAACAGCUUCAAUGUCUUGCACAAGGCGGUGUUCCUAUUGCUCAAACAGUCUGCAACGCGGAGAGUCAGAUACUCUUUGGUAGGCCUGAAGUAUUUCGCUUUGAUUGUGUAUGAAGCCUUGGGCUACACUUAA